Molecule: messenger RNA, 5126 nt
Organism: Acanthopagrus latus (yellowfin seabream)
Lineage: Eukaryota; Metazoa; Chordata; Actinopteri; Spariformes; Sparidae
Gene: rasgrp4
Product: RAS guanyl releasing protein 4
Exons: 19
Coding region: 1026-3146 (706 amino acids)
Biological process (GO): positive regulation of GTPase activity; Ras protein signal transduction
Cellular component (GO): plasma membrane
Molecular function (GO): calcium ion binding; guanyl-nucleotide exchange factor activity
Source: RefSeq, a predicted model, not a curated record
CGCCUGAAGAUGGCGACAUUACACCGAGAACUGGUCUCUGAAUCUCUUGCCAUAGUUCUCCCAACAGGCAUUAAAAUGAUCAACAAUUAGCAGUAAAUUAGCUUAAAACAGUCAGAGCCGUAAGAUAUCCGUAUAAUGGUGUGCUGGAGUUUCCGUGCAAGGACUGCAGGAUUCCUGCUCUGUGCAUCUUUCCCUGCUUUUGAAUGCCAUAUCACCCACUCUCUCUCUGCCAGCCAGUCAGCUUCCUGCAGCAAAAGAAGCCACCUCUGCAGACUUAGGGACAUUAAUGUCCCCUGUUUGGUCGCCUCUUCCUCUUGGUGCGUUAAAACAAGGAUGCCUUUGAGUCUCCCUGUCCAGCUGCACAGCCACAUUCACAAGCACAGACACUACCUCCCUGUGUAAUCACUUUCUCCCCUGAGAAAUGACAGAGGAAAAAAAAAAAGAAGAAGAAAAGGAAGAAAUCAGGGUGAUAGACGUGAUUUGGGGGACACUGGAGACCUUGGAUGAACAAAUCUGAAACUGAUGUGAGUUCCCCUAUCUGUCAGAGCCAGUUCCUCCAUUUAAGAUGCUGACUUGUUUAUGUUGAGGGGACAAGUGGAUUACUUUUGUUCGCUAUUGCAGUCCAGUUUGAGGCUUUUUCUUUUAAAGUUUCUGCUUUGUUGCAGGUGGAGGGAGCACUGAGUCGGUUGUGUUGUUAAGUUGUGUUUGAUAGAUAUCUUUAGAUAGAGAGUGGAGGGGGGGCUGACACACAGAAAGUGGUUUUGAUAAGCAAGGUUUAGGCGUGGAGUUCAGACUAGUCUAUGACUGGUUGGUGGGCAGCUCUUACCCCCAGCAGCUCUCCAUCUUGUGCCCGCUCCUGCAGUCCUGGGCACAUAAACACAUAGAGGACACAGAAGAGAAGGAGGAGGAGGAGGAGGAGGAGGAGGAGGAGGAGCAGGGUCAACCAUGGAGCUGUAGGGACACGCUCAGAUGCCCGUGCGGAUCACCAGUGGAGGAGGAGUGCCGCUGAGGAGAAGAGCUCUGCAAUGAACAAGACCAAGAGGAAGCCCAAACUGGUCCAGCGGAGGAGGAAUACAUGCCCCAGUCCUCAGGACAUCAGCCGGGCCCUGCAGAGCCCCAGCUCUGCUCCCAGUGCCAGCGCUGCCAGCCUGGAUGAGCUCAUACAGCGCUGCCUAAACUGCUUCGACUCAGAGGGGAAGCUCUCCAGCCCCAGAGGGUCCCAGCUGGUCCACAUGACGCUGAUGAUGCACAGUUGGGUUGUGCCAUCUCAAAUGUUUGCCCAGAAACUUCUCACCCUUUAUAAGGAUUGUCCUUCAGACAAGAGAGGACCAAAGCGUUCGCAGAUCUGCCACCUUAUCAGGCAGUGGAUCAGCCAGUUCCCGGCGGUGUUUGAGGCCGACCCCCGCCUGGAGCAGACCAUGGGGGACCUGUGGGCGCUGGUCCGGUCAGAUGGAGAGGAGACGCACUCGCAGCUCAUCGACACCUCCUGCCUAAGCCCUCAUGUGAACAUAUUCCAGGCACCCUCACCCUCUGUGAAGAAGAGGAAGGUGUCUUUGAUCUUCGACCACAUGGAGCCAGAUGAGAUGGCUGAGCACCUCAGCUACCUGGAGUUCAAGAACUUCUGUAACGUUUCAUUCCUGGACUACCGCAGCUACGUGGUGCGAGGCUCGGUGAGGGACAACCCGGCGCUGGAGCGGUCGGUCAUGAUGUGUAACGGAGUCUCCCAGUGGGUCCAGCUGAUGAUCCUGAGCAGACACACAGCGCAGCAGAGAGCCCAGGUCUUCACUAAGUUCAUUCACGUGGCGCAGAAACUUCGUGCUCUGCAAAACUUUAACACUCUAAUGGCAGUGACUGGAGGCCUCUGUCACAGCUCAAUCUCCCGCCUCAAAGACACCUCUAACCUUCUGCCUCCUGACAUCACUAAGGCCCUGAGUGAGAUGACAGAGCUGCUCUCCUCACGCAGCAACUACAUCAACUACCGGCGGGUUUACAAUGACUGCAGCGGCUUCAAGGUGCCCAUCCUGGGUGUCCACCUGAAGGAUCUAAUCUCGCUGAAUGAGGCCCUGCCGGACUACAUCGACGAGGACAAGAUCAACCUGAGCAAGCUGCAGCAUCUGUACAGCAACAUCAACGACCUGCUGUCUAUACACAGCUACACGCCGCCCUUCGAGGCCAACAAAGACCUUCUGCAUCUGCUCACGCUCUCUCUAGAUUUAUACUACACUGAGGAUGAGAUAUAUGAACUUUCAUACACCAAGGAACCCAAGAACCCCAAGAUCCAGCCUGUAGCUCCUGUUAAACCGCCUGUAGUGGCAGAGUGGGGUUCAGGGGUCACACCCAGGCUCGACCCUGACACCAUCUCUAAACACGUCAAACAGAUGGUGGAUUCCGUGAUGAAAAAUUACGACCAGAAUCAGGACGGCUACAUUUCGCUGGAGGACUUUGAGAAAAUAGCAGCCAACUUCCCCUUUUCCUUCUGCACUCACGAAACUGACAGAGAAGGACAAAUCAGCCGUGAGGAAAUCAACUCUUACUUCAUGAGGGGAAUGUCCGUAUGUGCCAAGCUGGGCUUCAACUUCAAAGACGCGCAUAACUUCCAUGAAAUGACGUAUAAACGUCCAACGUUUUGUUACACAUGUGGAGGCUUUCUGUGGGGCGUCAUCAAGCAGGGCUACCACUGUAAAGACUGUGGGAUAAACUGUCACAGACACUGCAGAGAUCUGGUGGGAAUGGAGUGUUUGAAGAAACACAAGAACACAACAGGGUCCUGCCCCUGCACCCCUGCCCCUGACUCAAGAACCAAGGGCAACAGCUGGAGUUCAGAGGAGGAGGCGUUUGUUUUCCCCCAAAGCAAUGAGACAGAACAUAACAAGGGCACCUCGGUUUGGAAAAAUAACACAGAAGAUUCUGCGCUGUCAGACCGCUCGACUCAGACGGAUCCUGGUGUGUGGACGCCUGAGAAAAAGGACAAGAGGGGAAACCACCACAACUCCCUUGUGCAUGCGUCCCCAGACAGGAAGGUGAGACGCUGCAAGCUCAACACACUGCCAGCGAGAACACGAGGCAGCUCCAUGCCUGUUUCGUUCCUGCAGGAGAAGAUGGAGGAGCUGCAUCUCUACAAAGACAAGAGCAGAGAGCCAGACUGAGCGCUCUUAUCGUCAAACAUUUCCCCCUCACGAACAAAAACAUCCAGACACCACCACGUGUCUGACACAGCUGUGUCUGACUCCUGUUGAACUGAUGAGAUUUUUUUUUUCUCAAUACCAGCGAAUAUACACGGACUCCCUCAUGUUUCAAGUAUGAUUGUGAUAUGUUUUUAUUAUUUUAUUUGUGUCUGUCUCAUUAGUUUGGUUUGUUGUUUAGGCUUCAUACAUCAGUUUUCCCACUGUAAUUUAUAAACACCUCGUCUUGUUUUUAGAACAGGUGCCUUGCUUCUCUGGUGCUAAGACUCAACACAACCUCUAUGAACAAGGUCAUUAAUGACAGCAGACAUCAAGUUCCUGAUCUAAUAUACGCGCAAUUAGGGAUGCACGAUAUUAACUUUGGCCACCAACCAAUAUGCCAAUGUUUCCCAACUUAUUUUGGCCAAUAAUAAUAUUUGUGUUUAUUUUUUUUUCCCCAGUUGCCAAAAAAAAAAACAUUUUCCUGUGUUGGAAAAUAAUAAAACCAAUUAGUAAACUCUUCCUGUACACAAAGUGUCAUCGACCUGUUGCAUUGCCAGAAAUGUUAAUUUCAUGCCAAUAUUGUAAAGACUUUUUCAGCCAGUACCGAUCAUGUGCAGAUGUUAUCGUGCAUCCCUACGAAGAAAAUGCAGGGUAGGAAAUUAACACUAAACUCAAAGAAAGUCUGGUUCAUUUUAACUUGGGCAGCUAUACGACACCUCUCGUGAAUUUGGAAUUUGGUCAAAAAUGUAUAAUUGGCAUUUGUUGGACUUUGGCUUGGUUAAUAUAUGUGCACCACGACACGAUUUGUCAUUUGUCAACCCGCGGGGUAUUGCCAUCCCAUUUAUAAGGUAUCUAUUCCCUUAAUCUUUCGUUAUUUUAGGCCAGAUGAUGGUGUGCGAUUUUUCAAAUAAGUUAAGCCCAAUAUUGGAUAUUUGCAUGUGAUUAACCGUGACAUCAUGAUGUGAUUAUUCUUUUAUACCUCCGAAAAAAUCUUCUUGAUUUCUCUUGCCAUCACAGUGUGUUUGUGAAAGAACACUUGCCUCAGUCAGCCACCACAAAUAUUACUGGAGAACAUCUUAUUUCCUGCCCUGACAACAUUUGACUUUUCAAAUCACUCCUAAAAGUUCACUCAAGGUUCAGCAGGACUGCACUGGAACUAUACAUAUGCUCAUAAAAAUGGCAUAUUAUUUCAAGGUGAAUGCUUUUCUUGUUUUGGUUUGUCCUUUGUCUUCAAUUUCAAUCUUGUUGAAAAUAAGAAAAAUACACCAACAGUGAUGAAUCAUGCAGUAUGUGUUGUUUGUGGCAGAAACAAAAAGGAACACAUGAACACCUACCGGCGUAUACAAUUGCAUUUAUUGUAUAAAGGCAAGAAGACAGCUUGGGUAACUGGUCAGUCAGAUUUUCAAUUCCAGGUAGAAAAAAAUGGGUUUGACAACAAGAUUUAACUACUGGACUCAAUAAACACCAAUCACAAAGGGAUUUUUAAAAAAAACUGCACGUAACUACUAGGAGUGGCAAAAUAUUUUUCUCAAUCAAAGACUCAAUUAACGCUUAAAUACUACAGUAUCAACAACACCUAUUAAAAAAAAUGAUGUAUGAAUUCUAUUGGAGUAAAUAAAAUGUGCUCACUCGUAACUGAAAAUUAAAGAGCAGGAGAAAAAGGGUCAUGAAGGUAAAAAGCAUGCAUUUUGUUCUUUGUUAAGCUUCUCAAAACAAGCAAAAUUAUUCAGGCCUUGCUGUAUUUAUCCUGCCUUGUAACUUUUUCCUCACUAUGCAUCCUAGAAAAUAUACAAUAACCUCUUCAAUCUGUAGCAAAUGUGGAGUUCGCAGUUCUACAGACGUCCACAUUCAAUGCAUAAUAGAUAACAUUCAUUAAAUGCUUUGAUACCUAUCAUCUACCACCUCACAGUCACUGCGGAGGGUAAGACUUCAUUCAGUAAAAAAAAAAAAAAAAAAAAAAAA